Molecule: messenger RNA, 1770 nt
Organism: Thlaspi arvense
Lineage: Eukaryota; Viridiplantae; Streptophyta; Magnoliopsida; Brassicales; Brassicaceae
Source: the annotation of a GenBank genome assembly
AUGAUUAUUGUUCUAUUGAUAUGUUCAGAAUUCGAGUUCCGUAAUUCUGGUUAUAGAUUAGGGUUCCUCGCGAUUGAUUCCCUGUUUAAUGCUAAUGACGGAAAGAUGAAGAUUAAAGCAAUGUUACCGGCGACUUUGACAUCUGUUAUCACCUCUGGGAAAAUCCAGAAUCUGGGUCUGAUUCGCCUCCUUGAUUAUACCGCCAACGAUAUUCCAGGCAAAUCAGAAGAAAAAUACUUGAUUGUAACGAAAUGCGAGGCUGUUGCUCCUGCACUUGACUCAGUGAUCAAGGCGGAGAUUAAAGCUUCCAAUGGCAUUAUGCUCAAGUCGAAGCAGGACUUUGUUGCCAAAUCAGCUUCACAGAUAAUCAAUGAGCAGAGGGGAAAUGCUGCACCAGCUGCAAGAAUGGCUAUGACCAGGAGGGUUCAUCCGCUUGUUUCCUUAAACCCCUACCAAGGAAGUUGGACCAUCAAAGUCCGUGUGACGAACAAAGGAGUCAUGAGAACUUACAAAAACGCUAGAGGAGAAGGAUGCGUCUUUAAUGUAGAACUAACUGAUGAGGAAGGAACACAGAUUCAGGCAACGAUGUUUAACUCAGCUGCGAAGAAGUUUUAUGACACAUUCCAGAUGGGAAAGGUGUAUUAUAUAUCGAGGGGAUCACUUAAGCUUGCUAAUAAGCAGUUCAAGACGGUUCAGAACGAUUAUGAGAUGACUCUGAAUGAUAAUUCAGAGGUUGAAGAAGCGAGGAACGAAGAAGCGUUUGUCCCUGAAACAAAAUUCAACUUUGUACCCAUUGAUGGGUUGGGUGCAUACGUGAAUCAGAAGGAGCUUAUUGAUGUUAUCGGAGUUGUCCAAAGCGUUUCUCCUACGAUGAGCAUUAGAAGGAGGAACGACAACGAGAUGAUCCCAAAGAGGGAUAUCACUUUAGCUGAUGAGACGAAGAAAACUGUUGUGGUGUCCCUUUGGAACGAUCUAGCGACUGGCUUAGGACAAGAACUUCUAGACAUGGCUGAUAAGCAUCCUGUCAUCGCAAUUAAGUCUCUCAAAGUUGGAGAUUUUCAAGGUGUGUCAUUGUCCACUAUCAGCAGGAGCAAUGUGGUGAUAAAUCCUGAUUCUCCUGAAGCUACAAAGUUGAAAUCUUGGUAUGACUCUGAAGGUAAAGAGACAUCUAUGUCUGCUAUUGGCUCUGGGAUGAGCUCUUCUGCCAAUAAUGGAUCAAGAUCCAUGUAUUCUGACAGAGUCUGUCUUUCUCACAUCACAAGCAACCCGUCUUUAGGCGAUGAAAAGCCUGUAUUUUUCAGUACUAGAGCUUACAUAAGCUUCAUCAAGCCAGACCAGACAAUGUGGUACCGUGCUUGCAAGACCUGUAACAAGAAAGUGACUGAAGCAAUGGACUCUGGUUACUGGUGUGAAGGUUGUCAGAAAAAGGAUGAAGAAUGCAGCUUAAGGUAUAUAAUGGCGGUGAAAGUCUCUGAUUCAACCGGUGAAGCAUGGUUUUCUGCAUUCAACGAUGAAGCAGAGAAGAUUGUUGGAUGCACAGCUGAUGGACUCAAUGAACUAAAAUCAGAGGAAGGUGAAGUGAAUGAGUUUCAGACAAAACUGAAAGAAGCUACAUGGUCAUCUCAUCUCUUCCGUGUUAGUGUUUCUCAACAAGAGUAUAACAGCGAGAAGAGACAGAGGGUAACUGUGAAAGGUGUUUCUCCGAUUGAUUUUGCUGCUGAAACAAGAUUAUUGCUCCAAGACAUUUCCAAGAACAAGACAUCCCACUAA